Leptopilina boulardi is the source of this 1460-nucleotide messenger RNA. RefSeq lists its product as uncharacterized. Bases 88 to 846 code for a protein of 252 amino acids. Lineage: Eukaryota; Metazoa; Arthropoda; Insecta; Hymenoptera; Figitidae. The transcript is spliced from 3 exons. The record is from RefSeq and is a predicted model, not a curated record.
GUCCUAUAAAUACUUAUAGGGGUCACAAAUUAGAGAGCAAACGCAGUUUUUCUUCAACCUCGAUGCUACCAGGAACAUAAUUAUAAAAUGAAUUUCAUUUUGACAGUGAUGCUGAUUGCUGCAAGCGCAUCAGCAAUAACAGUUGAGAAACGGGAGAAAAUAAGUUCAAUUUAUUCAAAGAAACACGGAAAGAGAGGAGCUUUUAGUGUUGAAUACGGUUAUCCCUCACAAGAGCCAGCACCAAUUUAUGAGGCACCAAAUCAACAAAUUCCAGUUGGAUAUGAUUAUUCACAUCCUUCUCCAAUUUUACCACAGCAUCCUGAACCAAUACAACCACCAGUUGCAGUUCAACCAGUCGGAGUGCCAGUAGCUCAUCCAGUUCCGGUACCUCAACCAGUGCCAGUACCGCAACCAGUAGCAGUGCCUCAUCCAGUACCACAUCCAUUUGCAGUGCCAGUAAUUCAUACAGUAAUAAAACAUGUACCAGUUGAUCGACCAAUAUCAGUGCCAGUAGACAGGCCAGUACCAUUUCCUGUUGAUAGGCCAGUAGCGGUGCCAGUUGAUAGACCAGUACCUGUGCCAGUGGAUCGUCCAAUUCCAGUGCCAGUUCCAAAACCAUAUCCAGUACAUAUUGAAAAAAUUGUUCACGUACCAAUUGAAAAAACUGUCCACGUCGAUAGACCCUAUGCUGUUCCAGUUGCUGUUCCUAAACCAUAUCCAGUUGAAAAAUAUGUCCAUGUCGAUAGACCAUAUCCAGUUCAUGUGGCUGUGCCAGUACACGUGCCAAAACCAUAUCCAGUGCCAGUGGCAAUACACACUCAAUAUAAACCAUUUCAUGGAUGGUAAAAAAAAAAAAAAAAAAAAAAAAAAAAAAAAUUAGAGAAUCCUGCACUUUUAAUAAAAUUUUUAAAAGGACGAAAUUUCAUUUGACCGAAAUUAUAAAUCAUUUUGGCGCGAUUUUUAAAAUUAUCCAAUUAUUGUCAAUUUAAAAAAAAAACGUCCCAAAAUCUUUUGUCUCAUUAUUUUUUCAAUCAAAUAAAAUUCGAAGAAACAAAAUGGAAAUUCUAUUACCAAAUUUCGAAUCGCUUCAAAUUCUUUUGAAUGAAAAUUCGGCUAAAUUGAAAAGUUAAUUAAAUUAGUUAAUUGAAUUAGUUAAAUUAGUGUAUUGAGUUAAUUAUUUUUUUUGUUUAAAUUUGAAUGAAGAGAAAUUCUGAAAAAUGAAAAUUCUAACAUAUGUAAUGAAUUUUAAUGAAAUAUAAAAAAAUUGGAAUCACACAUAUCACACGUGUAGUGAUAAUAUAUAUAUUAUUUUAUGCUUUAAAAGUUGUAGCACCUUCGCAUUGAUUUAAUUCUUGGUAUAGUCCUUGGUGAAUACUUCAUAAUAUAAUUCUUAAAUUGCACAUACAAUAGCAUUGACACUGAGAGUUCGAAUUUACAAAUAUAUUAGCGCGAAAGAUGAA